Oldenlandia corymbosa var. corymbosa is the source of this 2073-nucleotide messenger RNA. NCBI's taxonomy places the organism in Eukaryota, Viridiplantae, Streptophyta, Magnoliopsida, Gentianales, Rubiaceae. The record is from the annotation of a GenBank genome assembly.
AUGACCGAUUGUGACCCAGAACAAUGGUCACGAAUCGAAGUUGAUCACUUCACCAAAACAAAGUUGGGGUUAGUUCCUUCAGAGUUAACUUACUUAUUUCUAUACCAUGGGAAGGACAUGGAUGACGGACUUGCAAUGUUAGCUGGCAAUGAUUCUGCAAAUAAAAUGCCUGCUGAAGGAGCAAAAGAAGGUCUGGUCGAUUUGUUCGUUGAAACUAAGGAUGAUGCCGAGGGCGAAUGGAUUCGAAGCAUCCUUACACAACAAAUUGAUUGUUUAUCACAAAUAUUGAAUGAGCGCAAAGGACAAGGACCUUCACCUCAUAAAGCAAGGAGGAAAGUGGCAGCAGUAAAGAAAAAAUUUGAUAGGAGUAAACUAAAAACAAAGAGGGUAGCAAGACAGGAUAAGCUCUUUGGCCAGGGUGGUGAGAGUAUUUUCCAACUGAUUGAUGAGGAUAUUGAAGCAUCACCCCCAGAAAUUGAGCUUAUUAAGGAAGCACCAAGAUGUGGCCUUGAUACUAUAAUUGGUGAAGGUUGUGAUUUGAUCUCGGAUGUUGAAAGUGUGGAGGAAGCAGAAAUUCAAGAUAUUGGAGGUGGUGUUACUAAUGAUCCUGAGCCAACUGCAGACCAACAAAAUGAACUUGAACCAACUAGUUACAACAGAGAAAAGCAGGGAGAAGUAGCUGCUAAACAAGUUAGCAAAUGUAAUAGCGGCAAAAAGAAUGGGGAAAUAGUGAGUAAAAAAGUCAAUGAAGUGAAGAAGAAAGCAAAAGGAAAGAAGCAUGUGCUUGGUGCAGGAAAGGAACGAAGUUCAGAUGACGAAACUCUUAAAAAACUAAGAGAUAGAGCUAAAGGAAAAAGAAAAGUUGGAGAAAGAAAUGAAGGAGACCAUUCUGAAAAAGAACAAUCAGAAGAAGUCGAGCCAAACGGAAAUGAGGAGUUUGUAGACAGUGACUAUGGACAAGAUCGUGCUGAAGAAGAACGGAUCAUGAAAGAGAGGGAAAAAGAAUGGUCUGACAUUCUUAAAGAUAUAGGCAAGAAAGGGCCACAAACUCAAACUUGUUAUGGUAAUGGUGCUACUGAAGAAUCUGAUCAUGAAGCUGUUUCAGAUCCACUUCCUAGUGAUGAUGCUUAUGAGGGUUCUGAUGAUGAUGACGAUGUAACACAGCAAGAAGUACACUUCCCGAGGUACAACCCGAAUACAGAUUUUGAUAACCCUAAGUUUGUAAUUGGUUUGAGAUUCGCCACAAAAGCUCAGUUCAGAGAGGUGUGCAAACAUCAAGGGGUUAUACAGGGAAAAAGAAUUCGAUUCUCGAGGAAUAACAAAGUGAAGUGCAGAGCAUAUUGUCAAGGUAACCCUCAGAAAGCAUGUGAGUGGUUUGUGAUUAUUAAUUUCAGGAAAGCUAAGGGCUAUUUGCAGAUUACAAAGUUGAAUAAGAAUCAUGGCUGCGGUGGAUUCAACCAUAAUCAUGGUUGUGCUACUUCUGAUUAUCUUGCCGCAAGGAUGAAGGAUGACAUUCGGAUAACUCCCAAUCUUACAAUUGGUCAGGCUCUUGAACCCAGAGCUGUGGAAUGGCUAAGAACACACACCAAUGCUAAGAACUGGACCAGGUCACACUUUAGUUUUAAUGCAAGAUGUGGUAUUUUGGUUAACAAUAUCUCUGAAUGUGCGAACAAGGUUCUGCUUCCUGCAAGGGAAAAGUCUUUAUUACCAAUGUUAAAGUGGAUCAUGGUGUAUGUAAUGGAAAGGCACCAUCAGAAGCGGGUACGCAUUGAGAAGCUGGAUGAUCGGUUUGGGCCAAAGAUUAGAAGGAAUAUUGAGAAACUGAAGCAAAUGACAGGUGCUUGCCAGGCCCCUGAAACUGACUCUUCUCAACAGGCUCCUGACCCUCGUUCUUCUCAGCUAGAAACUGUUCAACCUGACUGCCCGCCUACCAAAAAGGCAAAAAGGAUAGUAGUGUGUGGAUUAUGUGGUACUACAGGACAUUACAGGACCACAUGCAUGAGCACUGUUGCUGGAAUGUACAAGGAUGUAUCAAUGCCUUCCACUGAAGAUGCAUCAACCUCAGGGAAAUAG